Molecule: messenger RNA, 748 nt
Organism: Saccostrea cuccullata (small rock oyster)
Lineage: Eukaryota; Metazoa; Mollusca; Bivalvia; Ostreida; Ostreidae
Exons: 3
Source: RefSeq, a predicted model, not a curated record
AUGACGUCAUGUACGCCUUUGUUACGGAGUGUCUGGUGGAGGACAGUGAUCUGGAGUUUCCUGACCACGGCGUCACGUGACGUGAUAUCACAAUACUGCAGGUCCUGGGGUUACAAAAGGAGUGAGGGAGAGAAAUGUCUGUAUGUACCGAACGAACCGGAGAAGAUGUACUACCUCUUCAUAGAGAAACUACAGCUGGACAUCAUCUCACACUGUACCGUGUCUGACCGGGAGAUUCAUAUCAGGAUCAGUCAACGUUUUAGAGUCCCAGAGGAAAUACUAGUGUGGGACAAGGAAGCCAGAGAGCGAUAUAUGGAGUACGCUAAGAGAGGAACACAGACAGUCCACCACGCCCGGGGGAUGAUUGUAGGAUGUGCUGGGGCGGGGAAAACUACGCUCCUUAAACGUCUGCUAGGAUGCAGUGAAGAAGAUAUUAGAGAUAUAAAAUCUACAGAGGGAUUGGAGGUUCAUGAGGAAAUAUGUGAUAUAUGUGAUGAAACAAGAUCAUUAAAAGCAAGGAAAAGCCAGGAGAAUCGUGAAAAAGUAAAUACUACAAAUGUUGACUCUAAGACUCUGACAUUCUUUGACUUUGGAGGACAGUGUGCGUACUACGCCUGUCACCAGAUUUACCUGACCAGGAGAGCUUUCUAUGUUGUGGUGUUGGACGCCUCUAAACGUCUUGACCAGAAGGUGGAUAAGGCAGUGUGUGAUCAAGAUGGUAGCGUGUUCUCUGGUUGGACCUAUGGAG